CAGAGUACGUGAAUCUCGAUGGCCACAGUUGAAGACAUAACCAAAGCCAAAAGGGCUUUGACUAAAGCUGGCGAAGAUGGUAGAAUUAGUGACCUGAUGAAUGUUAUGGAUAGACUAGCCAAAGUCAAGGCUACUCAAGAUCUACUGAAAAAAACGGACAUUGGUAAAGUUCUCGGAAAACUGAGGACACACUCCGAUGUUGCUGUAUCCAGACGAGCCAAAGAAAUUGUGAAAAAAUGGAAAGACGAUGUGAUGUCUACGCCGCAACCGAAGGCUCCAGCGAAGGUUGACCCUCAGCCUACACCAAAAUCCAAUAGUACUACACCGUCAGCUGCAUCAUCAAUAGCAUCAAGCCCUAAUACGCCAUCCGACGCACCUGUUGUUGCACGCACUGUGAAAGGCGAUGAAAUGCGAGUGAAGCCAACAGGAAAUACCCCUCGUGACAAAACCAUAGAAAUGGUGUAUGCUGCUAUUGGCCUUGGAAGCUUUGCUGACUCCGAUCUGCUUAUGAAGCGUGCCGAGAAAAUAGAACUUACUUUGUUUGAAGACUAUGGAGGCGUUACAGAUGGAUAUAAGAACAAGGUUCGAUCUCUGAUUCUCAAUCUCAAAAAUAAGCGAAACCCUGGUCUACGAGAGAGUGUCGUUAGUGGUGAGCUUAGUAUCAAAGAGCUUUGUACCAUGAGCAUAGAGGAUAUGGCAUCUGAGGAGAAGAAAGCUCAGGACCGCAAGUUGGCUGAAGAAGCCUUGUUCAAUGCUAGAGGCGCUGGAUCGGCUCAAGCAGAAACGGACAUGUUUAUGUGUGGUAAAUGCAAAGGUCGUAAGACUACUUAUUUCCAGAUGCAAACUCGUUCUGCCGAUGAGCCGAUGACGACCUUUGUUACCUGCGUUUUGUGCGGAAAUCGCUGGAAGUUUUGUUAACUUUGCAAUUUCGCCAUCAAGCUUUUGCCACUGUACAUUGUAUGAAAAAAAAGAAAAAGUCAAUACGAAGAAAGAGAGUUUAGCAUAUUCUGCGGUUAAGGUCCUUGCCCUUUGUUUGCUCAUGAUUGUAUUAUUGCCAUAAUCUAUAGGCUGCGAUGUCACUAGCAAUAGCGAAUUCCUCUUUCCAUAUAAAACAAUAAGAAUUCUAAUGUUGAAGACGAAAAAA
This is a messenger RNA of Umbelopsis ramanniana AG, 1144 nucleotides long. RefSeq lists its product as uncharacterized. The transcript has 7 exons. Gene Ontology annotation, molecular function: nucleic acid binding; zinc ion binding. The record is from RefSeq and is a predicted model, not a curated record. Gene Ontology annotation, biological process: transcription antitermination; transcription elongation by RNA polymerase I; DNA-templated transcription. Gene Ontology annotation, cellular component: nucleus. Lineage: Eukaryota; Fungi; Mucoromycota; Umbelopsidomycetes; Umbelopsidales; Umbelopsidaceae. The coding region runs from base 19 to 918 and encodes 299 amino acids.